UCCUGUGUUACCGCCCUUGGGCUGAGUGAGAAAUCAAGUGGUGAAGACAUCGCAUUCAUUGGGAAGACUGGCAUUAUUUGGAGAUUACUUAGUUAGGUCCCAUUAGCCUAAGGUAGCCUCUCCCUGGUCUGGAGCAGUGAGUCUGAGAGGGAACAACAUUGUGGCUGUGGUCUGCUUUUCUCUGUUGCUUAGCAAACUGUAGCCGGCGCCAUGGCGUUGUCAUUCAAGAAGGACCUGGAAAAGUAUAAGGAUCUCGACGAAGAUGAAAUCCUCAACAAACUGUCUGCGGAGGAGCUCAAACAGCUGGAGACAGCCCUCGAGGAGAUGGACCCUGAGAAUGCUCUUCUCCCAGCGGGCAUGCGUCAGAAGGACCAGACAACUAAGAAAGCAACAGGAUCAUUCAACAGGGAUGGUCUUCUCAAAUACCUGGAGAAGGAAGCCAUGGAGUACAAGGACAGAGAUGAUAUAGUGCCCUUCACUGGGGAGAGAAAAGGUAAAGCAUUUGUUCCCAAGCAGAAGCCAAUAGAAACAUGCAAGGAGGAAGUCACGACCCUCGAUCCAGAAUUAGAGGAAGCCUUGUCCAGCGCCACAGAUACAGAACUGUGUGAUCUAGCAGCGAUCCUGGGAGUUCACACGCUGGUCACCAGUAGUCAGACAUAUGAUGGGACUGCAUCUAAAGAGGGUUUCAACAAUGUGAUCAAAGGGGAGAAGAUGAAUCCAGUGUUUGAUGAGCCGCCCAAUCCCACUAAUGUAGAAGAAACUCUGCAGAGGAUAAAAAGCAAUGACAGCUCCUUAACAGAGGUCAACCUCAACAACAUAAAGAACAUUCCUAUUCCCACGCUGAAGGACUUUGCGAAAGCCAUGGAGAAGAACACGUCGGUCAAGAAGUUCAGCCUGGCAGCGACACGGAGUAACGACCCAAUUGCUGUGGCGUUCAGUGACAUGCUGCGAGAGAACAAGACAUUGCAAAGUUUGAACUUGGAGUCCAACUUUAUCACCGGGGCAGGGGUGCAGGCUUUGGUCGAUGCGUUGAGAGACAACGACACACUCACAGAGAUCAAAAUAGACAACCAGAGGCAGCAGCUGGGUACUACCGUAGAGAUGGAGAUAGCUAAAAUGUUGGAAGAGAACAACAGCAUAGUGAAGUUUGGCUACCACUUUGCCCAGCAAGGACCUCGCUCCAGGGCUGCUGCAGCUAUCACCAAGAACAACGACCUGGUGCGCAGGAAGCGAGUGGAAGGGGACCUGUAGGGACGGAGCCCAGCCGGUCUCCCAGCCAAUCGUGUUGUUUCAUCUCACCAUGUGGAAUAAUUUCAGCCAACGCCCUGGUCUCAUCUCACUGUGUGGAAACUUUAGUCCUGUGCCAAAAUGCGGGGCAAGGCGUGCUCAACCAGAACAUACAUCUGAGAAGAAGGGAAAUAACUGGAAUUGCCCUCUCCCAUUUACAUGUUCAUACUUAUGUUUAUUAUUAUGUUGCUAUUGAAGGUGUAAAUCUGAUUAGUUUUUAGUCAUUUCAUUUCAGCUGCUCCUUUUUUUGAGCCUUUAUGUGAUCCUUUUUUCCCCCCUUUUAUACUACGCUAUAAUCAUGUGGAAUAUACAUGAACAUUACUAAGUAACAAUAACAUCUUUGUCAAAACAAUAACGAACGUUGAGAAAGCCCUGUAUCCUCUGCUAUGAUAGUUUGAGGCCUAAGCUCCCAGUGGAAUACCUAUGUUGAACCAGCAGAAUUUGUAAUUAGAACGAUAGAUCUAGACUUAAGUAUCAGAAAGUGAAGUGAAGCAAAGUCAUUCGGGUCUGUUAGGACCAAAGCUUACUGGCAGAAUGGUGAUAGCCUAGCCAUGACUACUGUAAAUGUUGUCUGACUGUACAGCUGUAAGAUAACACAAGUUAUCUUAAAGUAACAUGGUGAUCAGAUCACUGUUGUGCAUUCCAUCUGCAUGGUGGUUUGCAGGUGUUGUUUAUUGGAGUUGCCUUGUAAAGUCACCUGAAUGUCUGGCUGGUGUGUCUAACGGUUAAAGGAAUAGGUAGAAAUAGAUUUUUUUGGAAGAAGGGUUGUAUGAGGUAUGUAUCCAUAGUCAGUGUUUUACCUACAGUAGAUAGAAGAAGAAGACAGCGUAUUUUAGCCAACUUAAAAAAAAAAAAAAAGUUUAAGUGUGUGCUACAUUUGCAGUACCUUCUUCUUCAACUCCACCAGACUCCAUUGACAAAAACAGUCAUUUUAGCUUGCAGAACAUGGGUGUUGCUGCCUCGAUUGGUUAAUUUGUUUGUGUCAUUGUGUGAUUUUGGGGUUUUUAGGGGUUAGUGUGCAUUGAGCAAAGUUGCACAAUAACACAAACAAACUAAACUGCUGAGGCAGCGAUGGAUAAGUAACUCCUGUGUUCUGCUAGAUAAAAUGACUGUUUUUGUCAGUGGAGUCUGGUGGCCUACACUUCAACUAAUAAACUCAAAAUGGAGUGUGCCAACAGCCAUCUACUGUAGGUAAUACACUGACUGUGGAUAAGUACCUCAUACAUCCCCAUUAAAAAUAUCGGAGCUAUCCCUUUAAGCUUUUGCUGGCUCAACCCCUUAUAUGAAUUCUGUAUGUAUCAAUGCAUAAUGUUUUAUAUGACUUUACUGUUUUACUGACUAAAAAUCUGUUUUUCAUAUGGUUCAAAUUCUGAUUACUUACUGUACACUGUAUCCCUUAACAGGAAAUUACAGCUAGGUUUGGAUAUUUUGGAUCAAAUAAAAGUAGGAUUGUAUUGUAAAAGGAACAGGAUAUUAACUCCAGUCUAGACUGAAGAGGCUUUGACCUGCUCUUACAAAUGAAGCUGUAAAUGUCUGCUCGACACACUGGGUUUCUCUGAUGCUUAACCAUGCCAAAGACUAACACAUGCAGUGCUUAAAGUAUCAAUAUGUAACAAAACGGUUCAGGGUUUGGCUUUGUCAUCUACAGUCGCUUCCUUGCAGUACACAUUCUGGGUAGGGAGUCUGUGGGUUAACAACAAGUAGGGCAUUUUUGAAGAUUACAUUAUGCCAUUACAUUUUGUUUUAUAUUUCAUUUUGUGGGUCAUUUAUAGCAAAGUGUUCAGCAAGUACUUCACUGAGAUGUGAGGAGGAGUUGGUAUGUUCUACUUCUCAGGUUGCGACUACUUGUGAAAUUUUUCUAUGAAGUGCAUCUCUGAAAUAGUUCACUUUUCCUACUCCCUCGUUCACACUUUCACUCGGCUCUCAGCAGUAGCAUGUCAUUCAUUAUGUAACGGAUUACAACAUGCUGUUUGUGCCUCAGACUGAACUUCCUGAGGCACACUAACCUGCUUGAGAUGGGUAUAACAGGACUAAUUCAGGAUUACUUGAAACUUGUAUAUACUGUUUAUGUGUAAUAGGAACAAUAUGCUGGCAUGAACAUCACUCGUGAACAUCAUGUUUCUAUCGACCAAAAAUGUUCUUUCAUCUUAACAGCCUCACAUUCCUUGGACAAGAGCUGUAUGUUUGACUUCAAUACCUUGGGUUUUAUAUCUGUGUACUUCUUACAUGGUCAUAUCUGCAAGUGUUUCUUAUUUGUUUUUACAUGACUGUGCUUUGCUGGUGGACCUUCAGCUUCAGUGGAAAAAUUGCUUCUUUGCCUGGGCUUGUUGACAAUAUUCUGUGAUUCAUAAUAUGUUUAUUAAUUGUAAAAUGCCAUCUCAAAUUUAAAGUGCACACACACUCACGCACUUGUAUGCGUGUGUAGCACAAUCUACACAGCUCAUCACUGAGAUUCUUUUGUACCUUAAAUCCCAACCCAGGUGUAGACUCGAUACAAGGAAUAUGUACUAUUAUAAAACCACAAGACUGGUAAAACGCACUGCUGAAUAUAAGACAUCCUCAAUAAUAAAUGUUUUUACAUA
Centropristis striata (black sea bass) is the source of this 3869-nucleotide messenger RNA. RefSeq names its product tropomodulin 2 (gene tmod2). The record is from RefSeq and is a predicted model, not a curated record. Gene Ontology annotation, cellular component: myofibril; striated muscle thin filament. Gene Ontology annotation, molecular function: tropomyosin binding. Bases 211 to 1251 code for a protein of 346 amino acids. The transcript is spliced from 10 exons. Gene Ontology annotation, biological process: muscle contraction; myofibril assembly; pointed-end actin filament capping. NCBI's taxonomy places the organism in Eukaryota, Metazoa, Chordata, Actinopteri, Perciformes, Serranidae.